Didymella exigua CBS 183.55 is the source of this 2325-nucleotide messenger RNA. RefSeq lists its product as uncharacterized. The record is from RefSeq and is a predicted model, not a curated record. Gene Ontology annotation, biological process: regulation of DNA-templated transcription; DNA-templated transcription. The transcript is spliced from 5 exons. The coding region runs from base 1 to 2325 and encodes 774 amino acids. Lineage: Eukaryota; Fungi; Ascomycota; Dothideomycetes; Pleosporales; Didymellaceae. Gene Ontology annotation, molecular function: DNA binding; zinc ion binding; DNA-binding transcription factor activity, RNA polymerase II-specific.
AUGGUUGAGACAAAGCCUGGUUCCCAGGCGCACUCGCCGAAUGUACCGGGAAAGCCUAGCGGAGGGCGACAGCGGACGAUACAAAGUUGCUUAACGUGUCGGCGGCGCAAGGUCAAGUGCGACCAUGGACAUCCUAUAUGCGGAGCCUGCACGCGUGGUAACCAUGUCUGUACCUGGUCAGAUCAGGUCCAGGGACAGUCAUCGGCCGGGCGAAGAUUCAAAUCAUUAACACCGGGAAACGGGCGGGUCGCGAAGAACAGCGAUGUCCAAUCGCGCCUUGAUCGACUUGAACUGCUUCUCGAAAAGGCAGUGUCGGGGCAAGGCGGUAUAGCGCCUGUGCCCGCUCGAGCUAUCGUCGACAGCGAAAUGAAGGAUCAUGACGCUGCAUUGACGCCGUCGUCGAAUAGCCAAACCUCUCACGGCGCUGGCAUGGCUGACGACGGCGAUGGUACUCUUCUCCUUGACGGCAGUCAGUCGAAGUUUGUGUCUUCGUUACACUACGCUUUACUUGCGGAGGAGAUCCAAGACAUCAAAGCUUUGCUUGGUGACAAGACCGAUGAAGAGCGAAAAGAGGUGCCACAGAGUAGUCUGGUCGAUCUCUUGUCAUUGGGCCGCGCAGGCGCAGGGUCAAAUCUGGAACAACUAUUGCCGGGUACACAAGAAAAACGAGAUACGCUUCUGGACGUCUACUUCGCGAACAUCGAUCCAAUGAUCAGGAUCACACACAAACAAACGGUCAUGCGCAGAUUCUCGACGUACAUGCGCGAAACACACCCUCUGGCCUUCGCAAUAUGCUUUUCAGCAAUCAUCUCGCUACCUCCAAAUGUCGUCCAGAGCCGGUUUGGUGACACGAAAGAGGAGCUUAUGGAUCGCUUCCAGCUCGGUAUCGAGAUUUCUUUGGCUCGAGAAAACUACCUCACCACCUCAAGCCUGGAAAUCUUCCAAGGUUUCGUGCUCUGGCUGAGCUGCAUCACAAGGGAGGAAGACAUGGGUAAGGCUUGGGCGCUGCUAGGUAUCGCUACACGAAUUGCGCUAAACCAAGGUCUACACCAUGAUCCAUCCCUCUUCCCGGCCGGCUCCAUGGACGCUCUCACGAUCGAGCUUCGUCGUCGCAUAUGGUAUCAGUUAGGCCACCUGGAAUUUCGAGCUGCCGAAUGCAAAGGACAGGAACCGAGUCUAUCAGAGGACUAUUACACAACGCUGCUCCCGCGUAACGUCGAGGAUGAAGACCUUGUUGACGGAGCAAGUCCUGGUCCAGCGCCAUACGACGAGAAGAGAUUUACAUCGAUCACGUUCCAGCUUGUUAGAUAUCAGGGCAUGUCAGCUUUACGGCGAAUCAUUCGAAGUACAUACCACCUGGAAAGGCGGAUGCUUGACUCGGGUCUGCACGGCACGUCGAGACCAGACCCCGCACGAGAACUUCAAGAGCUAUAUGAACAGAUCAAGAAGAUGCUGGACGAGGUGCAUGAAGAGUGUCACCGCAAAUAUCUUCGCUUCUGUAAUCCGGAGAUACCUAUGCAGAGAUUGUGUAUGGGGUUGGCUUCCAUACUUGAGUGGCGUUGCUACCUGCUCUUCUGGCUUCGCAUGCCAAGAGCGUACCGCGAUGUUGUCUUCUCCAACGACAUUCGCAAGUCGAUAUUUGAAAAAUCCGUCAAUUGUAUCGAAACUAUCAACGGGGCGUCCGUCGACGUUGACGCUGCUCGAUUCCAGUGGCACAUAGGCGGCGCUGCGUCUUUCCAGGCGAUAAUGCACGUACUAUCCGAACUCCGGAAUCCGAUGUUCGACAGCCCCGAUCGACAGCGAGCGCUCAGGGCGCUGCAAAUGUCACGCAUCCUACGCGAGAACAAUGGCGCCAAAGCAUGGCUCGCAGUCAAAGCCAUGAUCGACAAGGCUAUUCAGGAGCACACCAUGUCGCAGAGAGCGCAGUCGCAAGCUUCUAGCACCUACGCCAGUCCAACGGCGCCAGUCUCUACCGCACUGCAGACGGACAGCAACGUUCAGUUGUACCCUAGACAAGGCCAAAUACCCAGCUACGCCAUACGAGCGCCACCGACCCUAUACGGCCAGCCGCCAACAACUUCACAGCCUGCACAGGCUUACCCUCAACCGAGCUUCGUUCAGGCCAUGGGGCCAAUGCAAGCGCCAGCUGCGCCAUCUUGGGAAGACAUUAACCUCAGCAACAUCAACAACAUCGUUGACAGCCAACCGACACCUGGUAUAGUACCAGAGUUCGACUUUGGCUUCUGGGGCGAUCCUUUCAACUACGAGCACGAGCUCAAUACCGUCCCACCAGAGAACAGCUACUUCCCUCCCUGGUCUGGCUAG